This is a messenger RNA of Scomber scombrus (Atlantic mackerel), 5416 nucleotides long. Its product is annotated as serine/threonine-protein kinase WNK2-like. The transcript has 25 exons. Gene Ontology annotation, biological process: monoatomic ion homeostasis; negative regulation of sodium ion transport; intracellular signal transduction. Gene Ontology annotation, molecular function: protein serine/threonine kinase activity; potassium channel inhibitor activity; chloride channel inhibitor activity. The record is from RefSeq and is a predicted model, not a curated record. The coding region runs from base 291 to 5282 and encodes 1663 amino acids. Lineage: Eukaryota; Metazoa; Chordata; Actinopteri; Scombriformes; Scombridae. Gene Ontology annotation, cellular component: cytosol; cytoplasm.
GUUUAUAGGUGAGCUCUCACUCUGAUGGUUUAUAGUGGUGAGCUCUCACUCUGAUGGUUUAUAGGUGAGCUCUCACUCUGAUAGUUUAUAGAUGAGCUCUCACUCUGAUGGUUUAUAGGUGAGCUCUCACUCUGAUGGUUUAUAGGUGAGAUCAUACACAUAAUAAACUGAUUCAUUUGAACAUGAUUGCAGGUCUUCGUGUUGCCAUGGGACUCGAACCAGCGACACAGAGGUGACGACACGCUGAGGAGGAGGAAGACGAUGAAGAGCAGGAGGAACAUCUGAGCAGAAUGCUGCCCGAAAGUACAGACGACGAAACAGUGAAAAGACCAGAAGAAGAAAAUAAAGAAGAAGGAGGAGAGGAAGAGGAGUCUGUCCUUCCUCCUCCUCCUCCUCCUGUCACCAUGACGACCUGGAACGACGACCUCACCGUCCAAUCAGACACCGCGCUGAACCCGGACGGAGGCUGGGACUCGGGCGAGGAUUCGGCGGCGCUGUCGGACUCGAACAGGGAGCUGUUACUAUGGCAACAGCGGGAGCAGGAGGAGCGCGACGAGAAGGAGGAGAAGGAGACGCAGGCGGUCGCUUCGUCUCCAGAUGGACGAUUCCUCAAAUUCAACAUCGAGAUCGGACGAGGAUCCUUCAAAACGGUUUAUAAAGGACUGGACACGGAGACGACGGUGGAGGUGGCCUGGUGUGAACUACAGACUCACCGUCUGAACCGGUCGGAGCGCCAGAGGUUCAGUGAGGAGAUCGAGAUGCUGAAAGCGUUGCAGCAUCCGAACAUCGUCCGUUUCUUUGACUCGUGGAAAUCAGUGAAAGGAACGAGAUGCACGAUCCUGGUGACGGAGCUCAUGACCUCCGGCACUCUGAAGACAUACCUGCGCAGGUUCCGCCAGAUGAAGCUGAAGCUGCUGCAGCGCUGGAGCUUCCAGAUCCUGAAGGGUCUGCAGUUCCUGCACUCACGCUGCCCCCCCAUCCUGCACCGAGACCUCAAGUGUGACAACAUCUUCAUCACCGGACCCACCGCCUCCGUCAAGAUCGGAGACCUGGGCCUCGCUACGCUCAAGAAGGCCUCGUUCGCCAAGAGCGUCAUCGGAACCCCGGAGUUUAUGGCUCCUGAGAUGUAUGAGGAGAAAUAUGACGAGGCCGUGGACAUUUACGCCUUCGGUAUGUGCAUCCUGGAGAUGGCCACGUCCGAGUAUCCGUACUCAGAGUGUCGGAACGCCGCUCAGAUCUACCGGAAGGUCACCACGGGAAUCAAACCGGACAGUUUCUCCAAAGUGAAAGUCCCGGAGCUGAAGGAGAUCAUCGACGGCUGCAUCCGGACCAACAGCAGCGAGAGGUUCACGGUUCAGGACCUGCUGGAUCACCGGUUCUUCCAGGAGCAGCUUGGCGUCCACGUGGAGCUCGCUGAGGACGACGACGGCUCCAAGGAGGCGCUGACUCUGUGGCUGCGAAUGGACGGCAACAAGAAGCUUCACGGGAAAUACAAAGACAACAACGCCAUCGAGUUCCUGUUCGAUCUGUACAAAGACGUCCCCGAGGUGGUCGCCCAGGAGAUGGUGGUGCUGGGCUUCGUGUGUGAGGCGGACUAUAUGCUGGUUGCCAAGGUGCUCAGAGACCGCGUGACGGCCAUAAAGCGUCAGCGGGAGAAGCAGCGCUGCCUGGCGGAUGAAACCGUGAACCGCCAGCAGGAAGUCGUCAUCGAGGAGGAGUCUGAGCCCGCCCCCCCACAUCCUGAGGCGUCCAAUCAGAAGCCUGCACCUGCAGCCGGCAAGCAGGACUCAGCCGUUUUGUCACCGCCAGCCGCCGGCUCGACAUCAUCGGCCCCACCCCCGGUAACAACGACAACAUCAGCCCUGCCCCCGGUAACAACGACAUCAUCGGCGGCGCCCCCGGUAACAACGACAUCAUCAGCCCUGACCCCGGUAACAACAACAUCAUCAGCCCUGCCCCCGGUAACAACGACAUCAUCGGCGGCGCCCCAGGUAACAACGACAUCAUCGGCCCCGCCCCCGGUACCAACGACAUCACCGGCGGCGCCGUCUAGCAGCAGCCCAGUGGAUUCUGGGAUCAGCAGCAUCUCCAACAGAACAGACAGAGACGAAGAGGACGAGAAGAUCAAACCUGCCGUCACACCAGCCCAAGAUUUAGUCUCCUCCCCUACUUCCCCAGGAAAGGUUGAAGCUACGCCUCCUCCUGUCAGGGGCCCUGGCCCACAAAUUUCUGCCCCUGUCCCUACACCUACCCUUGCUCCUGCCCCUGCCCCCGUACCCACUCCCACCCCUGCCCCUACUCCUACCCCUAGUCUUAUUCCUGCCCCUGCCCCUACUCCUACCCUUGCUCCUGCCCCUAACCCUGCCCCUACUCCUGCCCCUAAUCCUAUUCCUGCCCCUACUCCCACUCCUGUUCCUGUUCCUGUCCCCACUCCUGCCCCUGCCCUAACUCCUGCCCCCAUCCUUACUCCUACUCCUGCACCUACUCCUGCCCCUACUCAUGCCCCUGCCCCCACUCCUGCCCCCAUCACUACCCCUACUCCUGCUCCUGCCACUGCCCCUACUCCUACUCCUGCGCCUGCCACUGCCCCUUCUCCUGCUCCUGCCCCUACACCUGCCCCUACUCCCGCUCCUACUCCUGCCCCCACUCCUCCCCCUGCCCCCACUCCUGCCCCAAUCACUACCCCUAUUCCUGCCCCUGCCACUGCCCCUACUCCUGCUCCUGCCCCUGCCAAUGCCCCUACUCCUACCCCUGCCACUGCCCCUACUCCUGUUCCUGCCCCUGCCCCUACUCCCACUCCUACUGUUGCCCCUGCCCCUACUCCCGCACCUACUCCUGCCCCCACUCCUGCUCCUGCCCUAAUUCCUGCCCCUACUCCUGCCCCUCCCCUCAUACCCACUUCCACCCCUGCCCCAACUCCUGCCCCUACUCCUGCCCCAACUCCUGCCCCUACUCCUGCCACUACUCCUGCCCCUACUCCUGCCCCUGCCCUAACUACUGCCCCUACUCCUGCCCCUGCCCCAACUCCUGCCCCAACUCCUGCCCCUACUCCUGCCACUACCCCUGCCCCUACUCCUGCCACUACUCCUGCCCCUACUCCUGCCCCUGCCACUGCCCCUACUCCUGCCCCUACUCCUUCCCCUACUCCUGCCCCUGCCCCUGCCACUGCCCCUGCCCUUACUCCUACUCUUGCCCCUGCCCCUACUCCCGCUCCUACCCUUCGCCUCCAGAAUCGUCUCCCUGUGACCAGGACAAAGAAGCCUCCACCUCUCCCCAUGCUGUGCCACCCCAAGAGCAUCGCGGUUUCCCAGAACCCCGAAACUCCUCCGUCUGCCAGCGGUUACAGCUCACCUGCCGACAGCUAUGCCUCUGAUGUUACCUCCGGUCUGAGUGACGGAAACGAUGGCCAAUCAGAAAAGAGCAAACAGGAAGUGACCAGCCGGUCGGUAGCAAGGCAGUUCAGGAGGAAAGCGAGAGCUCGUCUGAGAAUCACAGGGCUGUCAGACAUCGCUGAACGCGUGGUUGAGUGUCAGCUGCAGACUCACAACAACAAGAUGGUGACGUUUAAGUUCGACCUGGACGGAGACAAUCCUGAUGACAUCGCCUCGGUGAUGAUCCACAGAGACUUCAUCAUGCCGUCAGAGUGGAACGAGUUCAUCCUUCGUAUGAACGACAUCAUCAACAGAGUUGAGUCCAUGUUGCAGCAGCCGCCGGCGUCAGACGCCGUCCGGUUGUCUCAGCUGAACGCCGCCGCGCCGCCUGAACCCAAGACUAAUCUAGAAGAUCAGAGUCUCUCCAGAUCUCUGUCCUCAUCGUCUCUACCUGACAUUGAGGACGCCGACCCUCCCCCGCUGAAGGCUGCAGACUUCCACAUCGACCCCGACGCUUCGCCUGCCGUUAGGCCGCUGAGGUCUCAGUCCUUCCACACCUCAUCAUCAGCUUCCUCCAAUCAGCCGCCCGUCUAUCCCCAACCCCCCCCUCUUCCUCCUCCUCCUCCUCCUCCUCCUCAGUUUAACCUCCCGCCCCCCCCCUUCUCCCCCGUCCCCUCCUCGUCUUCCUCAGUCCCCCCUUCCCCUCCUAACUGGCCCCCCCAUAACCAGCCUCUCUUCUCUCUGGCCAAUGUGCUCUCUUUGGCCAUGAGUGUUGCCCAAUCCUUACUGCCCCCAGCUGGGUCCUCCAACCAGAGCUUUCACCCCCCGCCUGUGUCCCCUCCCUUCCUCCCCCUCUCUCCCCCCCUCUCUCUUAAGCUCCCCCCUCCCAACCGCGCCUCCUUCUCUGCUCCGCCCCUCCCCCAGCAGACCUACGCCCCACCUACGCCUCCGACAGGCUCAGCCCCCGACAGCCAGCAGGGGGCGUCGUUCAGCCGUAAUCCAGACGCACCUCAGCGUCAGAGUCCAGCUCAGCAGGUCGGCUCAGCUCCGCCCCCCCAAGGUUCAGAGCUCGCUGACUCCUCCCCCUCAGCCUCCAAUCCUCUCAACACAGGUUCCUCCUCCAUCGCUCCGCCCCCCCCACAGGAGGUGGCGAAACCUCCAGUCUUAACUGUCGGCCGUUUCCAGGUGACGCCCUCCAAAAAUACUCCUGCUGUCCAUCCUCAGGAGCUGCGCCCGCUCAGCCAAACCAUUCCCACCCCACACUCCCCGCCCCCGUUAGACAAAUCCCCCAGCUCAGAGAGCAGCACAGAGGAGCAGAGGGAUUCAGAGAGCAGCGUGGAGACAGUGACGGUCUCCCCGUUUGGGCAUCGUCCUCCGGGUUACCAUAGCAACCCUGGAGGACAGGAGGAGAGUGAGGAGGGAGAGGAGGAGACGGGGAGCGGAGGUCGGAGGUUGAGCGUCAGUCUGUCGGACGAGUCGGCCGGCAGCCGCGUGCUGAGCGGCAGCAGCUUCAGCCAAUCGAGGAGCCGCUCUGCCCCCUACAUGAGCUCUGACGAAUCAGAGAGCGAGAAUGAGGAGAUGUGGGAGGAGCUACAGGAGCUUCGGGACAGACACCUGGUGGAGGUGCAGAACCUGCAGGCCAAUCAGAAACAAGAGAUUGAGGCACUGUACUGGAAAAUGGGUAAAGCUCCGCCCCCCAACAUCGUCUCAGCCGCCAUCAUGUUGAACCACCGCCACCGCCGCCUCUCCAAGACCGGAAACUACCUUCCUACUCGCAGAAACAGCCUGCAUAGACUGGACACGCUGCCCCCUGCAGGUAUCAUGAGGAAGAGCUCGGCCAGCAGCAGCGGUGGAUCUCAGGAGAAGGCAGGGAAAGGUGUGAGCUUCGUCCCUGGACACAGCUGCAUGUGAACGUGCUGACUGAAGACAUGACAGAGAGCAUCACACAGGAAUAUAUGAAGAGAAGAAGAGGAGUCACUUUAUUAUCAAACUGUCAAAAAACAUGAAAAUCUUUCACCUCACUGACUUCUGAUACUUGAAUCAAU